Paramecium octaurelia is the source of this 1698-nucleotide messenger RNA. The record is from the annotation of a GenBank genome assembly. NCBI's taxonomy places the organism in Eukaryota, Ciliophora, Oligohymenophorea, Peniculida, Parameciidae.
AUGUAACCAUCAUCGAAAUAGCCACCUAAGGAGGAUGAAUAAUGCUAGGUGGAGGAUCAUAUACUGAAGAAGUUUGAAUUGCUGGAAUUUAAGGGGAAGGGAGCAUACGGUGUGGUGUGGAAGGCAAUAGAUCGCAAAACAAAAUAAAUUGUGGCACUAAAGAAAGUAAUGUUGUUUAUUCAAUUCAGAUUUUCGACGCUUUUCACAAUGCAACUGAUUCGUAGAGAACAUUCAGAGAAGUGAUGUUUUUGGAGCAACUGAACAAUCAUGAAAACAUAAUUAAAUUGACAUCUGUCAUAAAGGCAGAGAACAACAAAGAUUUAUAUAUGGUAUUCGAUUACAUGGAGACAGAUUUACAUAAGGUAAUAAUGUACGAUUGAGAAGUAGGUGAUACGAGCGAAUAUCCUUGAGCCUAUCCAUAAGAAAUAUAUCGUGUAUCAAGUUUUAAAGGGUUUAAAAUAUCUGCAUACUGGAGAAUUGAUACAUCGAGAUUUGAAGCCUUCGAAUUUGCUGAUCAAUUCAGAAUGUAAAGUGAAAGUAGCAGAUUUUGGAUUGGCAAGGAGUGUAGCAAAACCAGAUGACAACACGAACCCAAUUCUAACUGAAUAUGUAGCAACUAGAUGGUAUAGAGCACCUGAAAUAUUGUUGGGAUCUCAAUUUUAUUCAAAGGCAGUUGACAUGUGGAGUUUGGGAUGCAUUGUGGGAGAGAUGAUAGUUGGAAAAGCCAUAUUUCCUGGAACUUCCACUUUGAAUUAGAUUGAAAGGAUAAUAGAACUCUGUGGUCGACCAAAACCUGAUGAUAUCGAAGCAAUACAAGCACCAUUGGCAGAACGAGUCUUGAACGAAAUACAUACACAAAAGAGGAAGAGUUUUGCUUAGUAUUUUUCUGCUGCCACAGAAGAUGCUAUUGAUUUUCUCAGGUAUAUUAUACAAUAUUUAUGAAUCUCAUAGAAAAACGCUGGUUUACAAUCCCAAUAAAAGAAUGACUGUAGAGUAGGCAUUGGAGCAUCGCUAUAUCAAGGAAUUUAAGAAUUCUGAAGAUGAAACUAAGAGAGGUAUUGGUAUUAGUAUUUUUAGACACUCCUUUUGAAACAUAUAUGGAUGACAAUCGCAAAUAUUCGAUAAAAGAAUACCAGAAUUUUCUGUAUAAUCGCAUAGUUUAAAAGAAGAGGAAUGAAUAUAAAUCAUCUUUGAUUUUUAGAAACUAAAAUAAUGGGAGUGUCAAUAUUAGUGUUGAUAAGUCCCCAUCUCCAACUAAGAAGGAUUCUUCUAAUGUUAAGAAGGAUUCAGAAACAUCUAACAUUGAUAAUGAUUUUCAACACCCCAGUCGUGCUCUUCAUCAGAAGUCUUAGUCCUACUCCUAAGGGUAGUUUAUGCAGAGGAAAACUACAUCACAGGAAGAUAUUUAGUUUUAGGUUUCGACUCACCAAAGUCCAACGUAUAAGAAAUAAUAAUAGAUGUUUCCAAUGGUCGAUUCCAGCAGUCCAAUUAAUAAAGGCGGUAGAAAGUCCUCCUUGGAUAAAAAGUUGCAGAAUACCAUGACUUCAGCUGUCAUGUAGGCUACUCUGUCUCAAUAAUAAUUCUCAAGAAAAGGAUCUUAAGGUUCUAUAUCAAAAACAACUGUUUUCAAUAAAUCCACUGUUAACACGCAAUAUAACUCCUUGUUUCAGAAAAAAAAAUGAACUUAUUAAAUAUCUA